Messenger RNA from Pyrenophora tritici-repentis Pt-1C-BFP, 2685 nucleotides. Its product is annotated as Tymo-45kd-70kd multi-domain protein. The record is from RefSeq and is a predicted model, not a curated record. Gene Ontology annotation, cellular component: Sin3-type complex. Lineage: Eukaryota; Fungi; Ascomycota; Dothideomycetes; Pleosporales; Pleosporaceae.
AUGGCGUACCAGCUUCCGACCUCGCCGGCGACAAUGCACACAGAGAAGGAGCUACGCAAGCAAAUGCCGUCGCUACAGACGUCAAUCGACUCCAAGACCACAGCCCAGUGCCGUCCACCACCGCCUUCGAACGCUCCUACCUUCGAGACGAUGCCGGGAGAGGCCAGGAUAAUGUCUCCCACGUCGCCGAAUGGACAUCAGCGCUUCGUGUUGACCGACUCGGUGGCCGCGCGGUACAUUGAGGAGGACCCGUCAACCUCAUGCCACGUCCUUGCGCGUCGCCAGAAGAUUCAGGGCUACGAGAUCUACUUGGUUGAGCAAUGGGCAUGUUCACGCACGCAUCCGACCUUUCUUAUCACCACGUACACGGGCAAUCCGGAAGAUACCGUACUGGCCACCAUCAUCAGCGUGCCCAAGAAUGAGGAGGAAUGGUCGCCGCAGAUGCGCUUGUAUUUUAAAUCCCUAACCGAUCACCAUGCCCGGAGAAAAGACACGCCAUAUGGCGCCCUGAUGAUCACAAAUUUAAGUGGCUUCCCGUCAUCCCUUACCGUCAUUCCUGUCCCUGGGGGCGAUCUGAAGAAGUGUCGUGAGCUGUUUCUGACCAACGAGAACUUGAAGAGAUUGGGAUGCUCGGGUCGGCUAGGCAUCAAGCUCUCACCUCCCAGCGGUGCGACGCAGGCCAAAUUUCACCAGUUGUAUCGCACAAGCGAGAAGAUUCCCUUCAAUGCGUCCGUCAUUGAGCUUGUGAAGCUCUGUCAGGUUGCACUCGUCUUGUUUGGAAAGCUGGAAUCAGUGUACGCGGAUGGACUCUUGUGCGAUGUCACCGAAAAAGCUAUCAACGAUUGGUGGAUAGAUUUUGGGUCUGAAUACUAUACAGUAGAGCCCCAUGACGGCAUUCUCGGUCCUACCACGGUCGCAGCCUUGCUCGGCAUGUUGAUGGGCGCGCGCAACAGACUGAGCGCAUGCGGUGCUGCAGUCGCCAAAGACGUCUUCGAUAUCGAAGCUACCCAGCGCGGUAUCUCACAUUUCCAGAAGUCGCAACAUCUGCCGAGAACACGGCUUCUCGAUCGUCAUACGCUAGAAAAGCUGCGAAGAGCCUCUGCAAAGGCGGCUAGCAAAGAGGGCUGGGCUGUUCCUCGAGCUUUCAAGUCAACGGUGGCUGAGUUGGGAGGUAAGGGUGGUGAAAUGGUCAUGGGCAUUGUCGGGGCUGGCCAGAAAGAUGGUAUCGCCGAGGUUGAAACUGUAGACAUCGAGCAGUUCGCCGAACUUGUACGAGGUGAACAUGCCAAGUGGCUUUGGCAUGGAAAACCAAGGAAAACAGCAUCAGGAGAUAGCAUGUUCGACCGACUACCCGGUGGGGAGGAACGUUCAGCCUCGCCCGACAAGCAUGACCAUACUCCCAAACCAGUCCGUAGGGAGAUAACGGAGCACCAAGGUAUAGCAAAGCGUGAUACUGCUUCGUCGGAUUUAAAGAAGGUAGAGACGUUUACCCCUGAAGGUGUCGAGAAGGAGAGCUUUAAAGACCCCUCUUCGAAACGAGCUGCAAUCAAGGCCAAGCUAGAGUCUGGUAGCGGAUUCCAUCACAUAAAGAACGCCGUCGGCCUGCGUACUCAUGCAAGCAAACUAUCUCGCGACGAUCAUGGUCGACAUGGCCUAUAUCGCACAAAGAGUGGUAACUCACAGCUCCAGUAUGCAGACUCCCGGCCAUCCAUGGACUACGAGGAAGGCCACUCAGACGACCCAUACUCCCUCAUGUCACCUCAUAGUACAGCCGGCGAAGAACCAGCUUUUGCAAAAGCCCUAACCGAGACUCCUGGCGGAUCUGUCACAUCACUCAACGCUACGAACAAAACGUCUGGCGGUCGUCACGCAUCAAAUUUACAGAGUUCCAUUGCAGAAAGCGAUAUUUCUGACCAGCCCGAGCAACCACACACGGUUGCAAGUUCCGUCGCCGGCUCAAUCUACCACGGCGUUGACCUCAACGAAAACCUCCCCGUCGACGAGGCAAACGCCAUCCCCCCGCUCCUCCGCCGCACCCAAUCCGGCGAUCAAUUUAACCUAUACCAAACCCCCCACAACGACGACUGGUGGCCCCGCCAUCUCUCCUUCAGCGUUGCCGAAGAGUCCGUCCUCCGCUGGUCUAGCAUCUCCGCCAAUGACCCAGAAACCGAAGAAGCAAUCGCCCCAGACGACACCUCCCCCGCUGCCCUAACCGCCCGCCACGUCUCCCAAAACCUCCACUCCACACAGCUCAAACGCUUACACAACCACCUCCUUCGUCUCUCCUCCAAAGACGAAAAUUGGGUCCACACACGCCUCUCAGAGGUCCUGCAACUUUCUUCAUCCGUAGACGCCGAUAUCGAAACGCUGGAAAGUAUUUAUUAUCCCCGCCUUGACACGUACCAUAGUUUGCGCGAAGAUACUCAUGCGACGGUUACGAACAAUCGCGGUCAGCUCAUGGCUAGUCUCCGUGAGCUGGAGAAUGUGAGGGAUAAACUCGAGUAUGAGAUUAGUGCAUUACGCGGGAAGGUAGAGGAUAUUGAGGACGUCGUGGGCGAGUUUGAGAGACAGGUUGAGUUUGUCGAGGGGAGGGUGGACGAAUUGGAGAAUGUGCUCGGCGAGAGGGAGACGUGGUUGAGGUGGGGGUUUAGGGUUUUGACAGGUAUGGGGAUGCCGCCGGGGUAG